Molecule: messenger RNA, 526 nt
Organism: Parastagonospora nodorum SN15
Lineage: Eukaryota; Fungi; Ascomycota; Dothideomycetes; Pleosporales; Phaeosphaeriaceae
Exons: 1
Coding region: 98-526 (142 amino acids)
Source: RefSeq, a predicted model, not a curated record
UCUCUUCUGUCGCACGUUGGUUUACUCCCUUGCGUACGCGUAAAUACCCUCGAGAAGAUUUUUUGUUUGCGACGUAUACACGAAUACAAGAGCAGCAAUGGCACCAAUCUCUGCACCCCAGUUCAAAAACAUCAUGCUCGCCAUCCGGGACUCCACAACUUCAAUUCCCCAGGCCCCUCCCGCCACCGACCUACACACAUCCUCCUCCUCUGACGGCUGGUCGCCCUCCGCCAUAAUCGGCAUCGUAGCCGCCGUCGUCUUAAUCCUCAUCAUGGUGCCACUCAUCGCCAUUAUCCUGCGCCGCUACGAAAGGAAGCGCUGUCUGGAAAUGCUUCCCAAAGACAGUAUCUCGCCCCGCAUAGGCUCAAGUCACAGCAGCACCAGAGAGGAUUCGAGCUUGAAGAGCAUCAUGGUUACGCGAGAAGUGCAACGUUCGAGUCUGAGAAUGGUGCCGGGGGUGAGAAGGCCCGAGGACGCGCACACAAGUGAGCGGGGAUGGAGUCAUACGGAGGUUAGGGGUGGAUGA